GUUAGCCCGGACCGUGCGCGUGCACAGGCGGCGGCGGCAGCAGAGAAGAUCCCCAACGUGAGUGCGAGUCGCCGGCUGAUGAGAAAGUCUCACUGGAGCCUCCAAGCUGACUCUUACCGCCGCGCCCGGAGGACAUGACAGUCACAAUUCGUCCCGGGGUAAUGGCCACCGCUUCGUCGUGAGAGAAAGUCUUCAGAGAAAAUUCCUUGUCCUGCGCUUGACACAACGUCUGAGUCUGCACACCUUCCAACAGCCAGCUUGACUCCGCCCAAAUCCCUGCCACCUGACCCGCUUCGGCUCCCCUGAGAGGGAGAGCGCCGCCAUGGUGCUGUCACAGAGACAACGAGAUGAACUAAACCGUGCCAUCGCUGACUAUCUGCGCUCCAAUGGCUACGACGGAGCCUACUCCACCUUCAAGAAAGAAGCCGAGCUAGACAACAAUGAAGAAAUGGACAAAAAGUAUGCAGGCCUUCUGGAGAAGAAAUGGACAUCAGUCAUCAGAUUACAGAAGAAGGUGAUGGAGUUGGAGUCGAAACUGAAUGAAGCAAAGGAGGAGAUGACACACUGUGGACCAGUGGGUCACAAGAAGGACCCCAAGGAGUGGAUCCCCCGCCCACCAGAGAGAUACGCUCUCAGUGGGCACCGUGCGCCCGUCACGAGGGUCAUCUUCCAUCCCGUUUUCUCCGUCAUGGUCACAGCCUCUGAGGAUGGUACCAUUAAGGUGUGGGACUACGAGGCGGGGGACUUUGAGCGGACCCUAAAAGGCCACACGGACUCCGUGCAGGACAUCUCUUUUGACCAGACCGGAAAGCUGCUGGCUUCGUGUUCUGCCGACAUGAGCAUCAAACUGUGGGACUUCCAGGGUUUCGAGUGCAUCAGGACCAUGCACGGCCACGACCACAACGUGUCGUCUGUCGCCAUCAUGCCCAAUGCCGACCACAUCGUGUCCGCGUCCAGAGACAAGACCAUCAAGAUGUGGGAGGUGGCCACUGGGUACUGUGUCAAGACCUACAUGGGCCACAGGGAGUGGGUGAGGAUGGUGCGCCCCAACCACGACGGCUCCUUGAUCGCCAGCUGCUCCAAUGACCAGACGGUGCGUGUCUGGGUGGUUUCCUCCAAAGAGUGCAAGGCUGAGCUGCGUGAGCACGAACACGUGGUGGAAUGUAUCUCAUGGGCCCCCGAGAGUGCACACCCCACCAUCCUGGAGGCCACGGGCUCUGAGAACAAGAAAAGUGGAAAGCCUGGACCUUUCCUCCUCUCUGGAUCCAGAGACAAAACUAUUAAGAUGUGGGACGUCUGCAUCGGAAUCUGCCUCAUGACUCUGGUGGGCCAUGACAACUGGGUGCGUGGCGUGCUGGUGCAUCCUGGGGGAAAGUUCAUCGUGAGCUGUGCCGACGACAAGACCCUCCGGAUUUGGGACUACAAGAACAAGCGCUGCAUGAAGACUCUGUGUGCUCACGAACACUUUGUCACCUCUCUGGAUUUCCACAAGAGCGCCCCCUACGUGGUGACGGGCAGCGUGGACCAGACAGUCAAAGUCUGGGAGUGCCGCUGAGCCAAGCACGCCCCCCUCAGCAACCCUCAUCUCCACCCCCCCAACCAACAUUGGCCCCGCACCCUGAAGAUGACGAUUAUCCUUUUGUGUAAAUUAUUCUGGAUGUAGGGUACGCUUACUAAAUGUCACACCAACACCAGACGAUCCUUGCAUGGCCGACACCACACCACCUCCUCAAAAGCUACUGUGUGUCGCUUGUUAGCGUUUCCUUUGCUCCGCGCUGCUGCCGUCGUCUGUGUGCACCAGGACAGGAAGUGUACUUUGUUGCGAGUCGACUGGCACUAGCUGGCGUGUGUGCGUCACAGAAGGGUUGCGGGGUAACACACACCUCCCCUCCCACCCCCGAUUGUUGCGUCAUCUUUUAAUUUACUCGCUCCCUCGUCGACACCCACAGGACCUUAACGAGCUGAGCUGCCCACAGCACAAGCACACGCCCCCCAGCAGAGGAAAAAAAGCCUGCUCGUCUAUUUAGAGAGAGAGAGUGUGUAAGUGCGACUGUCGUCCAGUGCUCUCGCUAUCUGCCUUGUUAACCCUUCGAGGGCCGCCUCACACAGGACUUUAAUUCAUUCAUUACUGUGGUCUCACCUUUACACACACACACACACACACACACACUGUACAAGAUGUGUAUCAGUAUAUCUGGAUGUCAUUGUUUGCAAAAUAAUUAAAAUAAAGUAAUGUAAAUAAUCA
Molecule: messenger RNA, 2245 nt
Organism: Nerophis ophidion (straightnose pipefish)
Lineage: Eukaryota; Metazoa; Chordata; Actinopteri; Syngnathiformes; Syngnathidae
Product: lissencephaly-1 homolog A-like
Exons: 11
Coding region: 323-1555 (410 amino acids)
Biological process (GO): retrograde axonal transport; establishment of mitotic spindle orientation; microtubule organizing center organization
Cellular component (GO): microtubule associated complex; neuronal cell body; cytoplasmic microtubule
Molecular function (GO): dynein complex binding; microtubule plus-end binding
Source: RefSeq, a predicted model, not a curated record